Messenger RNA from Annulohypoxylon truncatum, 1856 nucleotides. RefSeq lists its product as uncharacterized. The transcript has a single exon. The record is from RefSeq and is a predicted model, not a curated record. Bases 220 to 1743 code for a protein of 507 amino acids. Lineage: Eukaryota; Fungi; Ascomycota; Sordariomycetes; Xylariales; Hypoxylaceae.
CGAGAGAUAAUUAGAUGAGAACUAAGAUGCACGAUGAUUACAACUUUAGUAGGGUUGGAAGUAAACACCCGGAUGGCCCCAAAAAUUCGGGUGCGUUUUGGUUCUACGUCUACGCAGUUCUUCGUAAUCCAUCCAAACUAAUUCAAUCCAUCAUCUUUUCCAAUUCUUGCGGAACUACGUCCAAUAAACAACACAAGAAAUAAGGUAAUAAAAAGCGCAAUGGGACGUACAGAACCUUCAGUCGGCAAACCGCCCGCCAGCUUCCGCCGCGACGCCCGCGCCAAACGGGCCAAGGCCACCACUAAUAAAGUGGUACCGGCGGUGCUGGCCGCGCACCCGCGGGCUAGACGCGGCGUCGAGGCUGCGGAGCUGAUUGCAGAUCCGCCGCCGAACGUACGUGGGUCAGCGCCGCGGGGGCACGCGAGAGCGGGGAGUGACGAUGGAGUGCGAGAAGGCGACAAGAGGAAAGUGGGAAGUGGAGAUGGAAAUGACAACACGAGUGGGAGCAGGAACGGGAGCGCGGAAAGCAACGGGAAUAUCAAAGGCCCUUGCAUCUCCCUAUGCAUCGCAGACACGCUAUCCACAGCGUCCUCACUACUCCUCGUACCCUCCCCGUCUUCCCCCGCCGCAGCAGCAGAAACAACCCAAGAAACAGCCCAGGAACAGCGGCGCGACCUGUCCAACGCCACGGCCCGCGUCGGCGUGCUGAACAUGGCGUCCCCGCUCGCGGCCGGCGGCGGCUUCCUCAACGGCGCGGCGGGCCAGGAAGAAGCGUCGCUGUGCGCGCGGACGACGCUUUUGCCUUCGCUGCGCGACGAGUUUUACAGGCUGCCUGAGGUAGGGGGCGUGUUUACGCCGGAUGUGCUUGUUUUUCGCGGUGUUGGUGGGAGGAGUGCUGGAUCGCGCGGGAAAACGCGAGGGAAAGGGAAGGAGAAGGGGAAGGGGAAGGGGGAAGAAGAUGAGAAAGAAGGGGGAAAGGGGGAGAAGGGAGAAGGCCGAGGUGGAGGAGAUGAUGAAGAAGCCGAGCUCCUCCCCAAGCGCGAGCGCUGGUUCGUCGACGUCGUGACCGCCGCCAUGCUCCGGCUCCCCGAGGUCGAAGUCGACGAGGAAACGGGCUGGGCUAGCUACGCCAGCGCGCAGGACCGCGAGCUCGCUGUCCGGAAGAUGCGCGGCGUCCUGCGGAUCUUCGCUUCCAAGGGCGUGAAGAGGGUUGUGCUGGGCGCUUGGGGGUGCGGCGCGUACGGGAACCCCGUAGGCGAGAUCGCGAGGGCGUGGAGGAAGGUGCUGCGAGGUGGGGCGGGGAUAAAGGAGGUGAAUAGGGAGAAUAAGGAGGGUCAGAGGAAGGGGAAGAAGGGCUCGAAGGAAAAGGCUGUGGAGUCAUGGGAUGGCAUCGAGCGUAUUGUCUUCGCUAUUAAGGAUGCGGGUAUGGCUCGCGCGUUUGCGACGGCUUUUGGCGAGGACCUUCUAGAUGGGUAUGGCGAUAACGAGGAGGAGGAUGGUGAUUUAAGUGAUGGGGAGAGCGACGAAGAAGAUGAGAAGGUCAAGGAGCUCCGGGGUAAAAUCCGGGAGCUGGAGCUGCAGGUAGAACAGGUGCGGACGCCGCAGCUGAGAUCAGGGCUAAACUCCGUCUUAGCUGGCUUGAGGAGCCAGCUACCUGACCACGGAGAUCAUACUCAGCAUGACACGGUGGAUGACGAAAAUGAUAAGAGUAGUAGGGAUGGAGUAAGCGGGAGCGAGGAUUAAGGCGAGUCUGCUGGAGACGAGUCAGAUGGAGACGAGGACCGAAACGGGCAUGGUAGUUAAAACCCAAACGAAUAGCUUGAUCCUUGACUUGAUGUUCACCUGAAUCUCUUAUA